This is a messenger RNA of Labrus bergylta (ballan wrasse), 982 nucleotides long. It is a transcript of the gene emd, whose product is annotated as emerin. The record is from RefSeq and is a predicted model, not a curated record. NCBI's taxonomy places the organism in Eukaryota, Metazoa, Chordata, Actinopteri, Labriformes, Labridae.
GUUUAUAGAUUUAGAAGUUGUAGUUCCUCUGCAGACAGAGCAGUUUGAGAUGUUGUAGAUAAAAUAGAUCUAGAAGUUGUAGUUCCUCUGCAGACAGAGCAGUUUGAGGUGUUGUGGUAGUUCCUCCCUGCAGUAGUAGGAGCCUAUAGUAAAUCUGGAAGUUGUAGGUGUGUCCUGCUCUAUGGACACACAGAUCCUCCCUCUGAGCUGCUCCUCUCCUCGCCCUGCUCCUCUCACGCUCUAUCUGAACUCUGUCGUUCUUUUCAAAGAUGUCUCUGAGUGAGAAGAGUGAUGAAGAAAUCAGCGAGUUACUGACGAAGUUUGGAAUCAAACAUGGACCCAUCGUCGAGUCGACUCGUGGUCUGUAUGAGAAGAAGUUGGCGAGGCUGAUGGAGAGCGCCGCAGUGAAAUCUUCGCCUGAUAAAACGUUCUACAGAGAGGAAGAGGAGGAGGUGACCUACAUCACGUACCACACCCCGGUUAGACAUGAGGCUUACGGAGACUCCCUCAAACGAAGAGGAAACGCCAACACGGAAGAAGACGAGGAGUCCGAGCAGGAAACAGAAGACCCCCCCAUCCAGGUGACCCACAGAACAGCCAAUCACAGCGCAGUGCGGUCCAACGAGCCGCUGAAGAAGUCUGGAGGCUGCAUGUGGAAGUUCACUCGUCUGCUGCUGCUGUUAGUCGUGUUAGCCGCCGCGUACUACGCUUACUGUCAGAUGGUCGACAUAGAAGAGAAGAAUCCUACAGGGAUCCAGUGAUCUGAUUGGUUGUUAGGGUGUCAGGGUUUUUUAUAGUUUGAACACAUUCCAGAAACUUCUAAAGGCUAACGGAUUUUUAUAUUUAAAUGUCAUCAAAUCCGCUGAAAUGACAGGAACCAGACAAAUGAUGGAACACCUCAUGUGGAUCCAUCCGCCCGCAAAAUAGUCCCCCGACUAAUCCACUACUUACUCCUGUUUGAGUAAAACGCUCUUAAAGCUCA